GGGGUCGGCGGUGGUGGUGGAGUGGGGGGUUCAGCGUCACGGCAAUGAUGGGGCAGCUUUUUAGUCUUGAUUCCCAUUCACAAGUUUUUUCUGUUACGAAAUCAUCACGAACCAUAACAGACAGUGGAAGUCUGGGUUUGUUUUCACUUCAUUUUGUGCAGGUGCGCUUUGGCUUCGGGUGCAUUACAAAACUUGGCUCACGUGCUUUCGCGAGCCUGCCGUGACCAGACCCGUCGCUCCUUCCAGUUGCGCCUUCCACCUGUGUGUCUGAACGCGACGCGCAAUGGGCUCGUUCGAUGCAGGAGCGAUGCCCUAGAAAUACGAGACCCCGCCUCGCCUGUCGUGUCUUCCCUCCAGUCCCCCGCCGUUGCCAAGUUGUCCCUCAAUUACCAUCCCGUUCUCGACAGCCGAAGCAUCCAAGCACGACCUAUCUGCCAAUUCCUCGUGAGAGCAACCCCCAGCAAGGCUUCAACCAAGAUGGCAAUCCUCACCGGCUAUCCGGGGCUCGAGGUUACCGUUGAGGUUGAUGGCCAGCGUGCGCAAGAGUACGAUGCCCCCGCAGAUGAGGUUGAAGCGCGCGCCAAAGAGACCAACUUCUACUCAAUUCCACAGGUGCCCAUUCAAGGAUCAGGAUCUCCCUAUACUAUCAAGUACAUUGAAUCCAAGCCCGGAAAGCCUUUUGCCUUCGAAAUUGAUUCAACCAACUUCUUUAUUCCAAGCCCCGAUGCCAAGAAACACAUGGUCGAAUACCAAUGUUUCCUUGACGGUACUCCUACUGGCUACUACAGGCUUGUCGGCGGCACCAAGAAAAGGAUGCGCUCUUACAAGUCUGGUAACAAUAAUUCGGGCUGGAAACGCCACGAGUUUCAGUUUUCCACCCUCGAGAUCGUGGAAGGAGGAGACGAGAAACAAGUAGAUCGGACAAAGGAAUAUGGCACACUCCUCGUCAAGUUGUGGCAUGUCAUUGUCUUGCAGCGCAGGGAACCUAAGCGCGCUUUGCAAGGCCCUGUUCCUGUCCAGUCUGUCUCCGAGAAAGCAUUGAAGGGAAGAUCGGUGGACAACAAGGUCCAUUUCACCUCUGAACCCAUUUCUGGCUCAUGGACAGAGGGCAAAUUCGGCUUUGUCGAUCCAGAGCGACGACCUUUUGCGAUCUUCGAGUUCAGAUACCGAACCAUGGAGGGCCUUAUGUGCGAGGGCAUCGUUCCACGCCCUGUCAAAAAUGAGGACGAUCAAGUCACGGAUAUCGAAAACGAGCACCAGCCCUUUACCCGUAUCAAACCGGAGCCCGAGAAUACCCGCGGUAUCAAAAGAGAACUCAUGGACCCGACCCCUUUUCCGGUCUGCUACAAGCUACGCCGCUUGGAAAACGGAAAGGUCGAGAUUGACCUGACGGACGAUUGAUACCUACCUCUAUCUAUGGCAUUCAGAUGUUGUCCAGCAGUACUUGAAGAGUGAUUCUCCUCAUACCCACCCCUAAAUUUACACGCACCCUUCUUUUGAAUCACCCCUAUACAAAACCCUUACCCUGAUAGCCUAGACCCGCAUAUGAUAGCUGUAUUUAAAAGACCUAUUUUACCCGCUAAAUUUCAUACUUUCAAUAUACAAUAUAUA
This is a messenger RNA of Neurospora tetraspora, 1611 nucleotides long. RefSeq lists its product as uncharacterized. NCBI's taxonomy places the organism in Eukaryota, Fungi, Ascomycota, Sordariomycetes, Sordariales, Sordariaceae. Bases 478 to 1401 code for a protein of 307 amino acids. The record is from RefSeq and is a predicted model, not a curated record. The transcript is spliced from 5 exons.